ACAAAGCAGCAAGCCGUGGCGACCGCAUCGUUAUUUUAAUUAACAAAAAAUGGGCAUUCCUUGAUCUCUGCAGUCUAAUGCAUUUAGUAGGUUGCAUAUCGCAUGAAUGGAAAACCAUACGUCGUUUAUUUUUCUUUGCAUUUUUAGACGGAGAUCUAGAAUUUCUUGUAGCCUAAAGCAUAAUGCAGAAGAAUAUUUACUAUGCCGUGUAACGUUUUUAUCCAGCCUUUGAAUAAAUAAAGGCAGUCAUUGUAUAUAAUUAUUUUACUGUUAUAACUUAUUGCUUGGCUUGUCGGUAUUUGCCAGAAAGUCCUUAUCCGCCCGCAGCUAGAACGAGACGAGAACUUGGUGGAUCUCAAGGAACGGUCCUUUAGGAUUGUGAACUGAAGAAAAUAAACCCCGAGGCUCAACCCUGGCCUCCACUUGGAAAAGUAUUGUGCUGAAAACGAUAAGGAACUAGAUACAACGAUAGGGGUCUGUUUCUCUUGUUAAUACUGAGGCUGUGGAGGUAGAAUUUACGACCGGAUCUGUAUUUUCUCCAAAGAAGAAUGGCGUCCUACGUGGAUAAUAAUUUCAGACAGGCGGUGAUGAUGGACCCGGCCGAAAGAACGCAACAGGACCUGGAAAUCGUGUACUCCUACCUCCAUGGGAUGGAAGCCCUGUCCAAUCUCAGAGAACACCAGCUAAGGUUGAUGUGUGAAACCGUGCGGUACGAGAGGCACGAGGCCAACGAGGUGCUGUACUACCCUGAUGACGUUGGUUCCUGCUGGUACAUCCUCCUGUCUGGCUCCGUGUUCAUCAAAGAGUCCAUGUUCCUUCCCAGAAGCAGUUUUGGCAAGCGUUCAGCAGGCAGCCUGAGGCGUGGAUGCGAGUGCAUCGUGCUGGAGCCUUCCGAAAUGAUCGUGGUGGACUAUAUGGAUGAAAAUGAAGAGUACUUCCAACGGCAAGCUUCGCACCGACAGUCCCGUAGGAGGUUCCGGAAGAUUAACCAGAAAGGAGAGAGGCAGACCAUCAUCGACACGGUGGACCCCUACCCCGUGGGGAAGCCACCACUGCCCAAAGGGUAUCACACGCUUCCUGCAGACUUCAGCAAGCUUCACCUCAGCGACAGCCUCCACCCACAGGUGACCCCCGUCUCAUCCAGCCACUCAGGAUGUAGCAUCACCAGUGACUCUGGGAGCAGCAGCCUAUCGGAUAUUUACCAGGCCGCUGAGAACGAGCCUGGUGACAUGGACCUGAGCGGGCUGCCAGAGACGGCGGUGGACUCAGAGGAAGAUGACGAUGAGGAAGACAUCGAACGGGCCUCGGACCCCCUGAUGAGCCGCGACAUCGUGCGCGACUGUCUGGAGAAGGAUCCCGUGGACCGGACGGACGAUGACAUCGAACAAUUACUGGAGUUCAUGCACCAGCUGCCCGCCUUCGCCAACAUGACGAUGUCGGUGCGGAGAGAGCUGUGUGCGGUCAUGGUUUUCGCCGUGGUGGAGCGGGCGGGGACAAUCGUGCUCAACGACGGGGAGGAGCUGGACUCCUGGUCGGUGAUCCUGAACGGCUCGGUGGAGGUGACGUACCCGGACGGGCGGUCAGAGAUCCUCUGCAUGGGGAACAGCUUUGGAGUGUCCCCCACCAUGGACAAGGAGUUCAUGAAAGGGGUGAUGAAGACCAAGGUGGACGACUGUCAGUUUGUGUGCAUCGCCCAGCAGGACUACUGCUGCAUCCUCAACCAGGUGGAGAAGAACAUGCAGAAGGUGGAGGAGGAGGGCGAGAUCGUCAUGGUCAAAGAGCACCGGGAGCUGGACCGUACCGGCACCAGGAAAGGACACAUCGUCAUCAAGGGGACGACUGAAAGGCUGACGAUGCACCUAGUGGAGGAGCACUCCGUGGUGGACCCCACCUUCAUCGAGGACUUCCUGCUGACCUACAGGACCUUCCUGUCCAGCCCCAUGCUUGUGGGGAAGAGGCUUCUGGAAUGGUUCAAUGAUCCCAGCCUCAGGGACAAGGUUACACGGGUAGUGUUGCUGUGGGUAAACAAUCACUUCAAUGACUUUGAAGGAGACCCUGCUAUGACUCACUUUCUGGAGGAAUUCGAGAACAAUCUAGAAAGAGAGAAAAUGUGUGGGCACUUGAGACUGUUAAAUAUUGCCUGUGCCGCCAAAGCCAAGCUGAGGCUGGUGACCCUGACCAAGCCCUCGAGGGAAGCACCCCUGCCCUUCGCACUCCUGGGGGGGUCGGAGAAAGGCUUUCGCAUCUUCAUCGACAGUGUGGAGCCCGGCAGCAUGGCCGCCGAGGUCGGCCUGAAACGCGGCGACCAGAUAUUGGAGGUAAACGGGCAGAACUUUGAGAAUGUCCAGCUCUCCAAAGCCACAGAGAUCCUGAAGAACAACACUCACUUGUCAAUCACUGUGAAAACGAACCUAUUAGUGUUCAAGGAGCUGCUCUCCAGGCCCGCGGAGGAGAAGAAGAACGGCGCCCCACACCUGCCCAAGAUCGGCGACAUCAAGAAGGCCAGCCGCUACUCCAUCCCAGACCUGGCCAUGGACGUGGAGCAGGUGAUGAGCCUGGAGAAGACCAGCAAGAAGAGCAAGGCCAACACUGUGGGCGGCAGGAACAAGCUGAAGAAGUUCCUGGGCAAAACCCGCAUCAGCAUUCUGCCCCAGAAACCCUACAACGAUGUUGGGAUUGGGCAGUCUCAGGACGACAGCAUUGUCGGGAUGAAGCAGUCCAAUCAGAUCCCUCCUGGUCUCCCGGUCAGCGGAAACCUGUCGUCUAGCAACCCCGACCUGCUUCAGUCCCACCACCGCAUCCUGGACUUCAGCAACCCACCUGACCUGCCAGACCAGGUUUUGAGGGUUUUUAAGGUGGACCAGCAGAGUCGCUACCUCAUGAUCAGCAGGGACACCACGGCGAAGGAGGUGGUGGUGCAGGCCAUCCGCGAGUUCGCCCUGACGGCCGAACCCGAGGCCUACUCCCUGUGCGAGGUGUCCGUCACUCCCGAGGGCGUCAUCAAACAACGACGGCUCCCAGACCAACUCUCCAAGCUGGCCGACAGGAUCCAGCUCAGCGGCAGGUACUACCUGAAGAACAACAUGGAGACGGAGACACUGUGCUCGGACGAGGAUGCCCAGGACCUCCUGCGGGAGAGCCAGCUCUCCUUGCUCCAGCUGAGCACAGUGGAGGUGGCCACCCAGCUCUCCAUGAGGAACUUUGAGCUCUUCUGCAACAUCGAGCCCACCGAGUACAUCGAUGACCUCUUCAAGCUCAAGUCCCGCACCGGCUCGGCCAAUCUCAAGAGCUUCGAGGAGGUCAUCAACCAGGAGACCUUCUGGGUUGCCACAGAGAUCAUUCGGGAGCCCAACCAGCUGAAGAGGAUGAAGACGGUCAAGCAUUUCGUCAAGAUCGCCCUGCACUGCAGGGAGUGCAAGAACUUCAACUCCAUGUUUGCCAUUAUCAGUGGGCUGAACCUGGCUCCAGUGUCCAGGCUCCGGGGCACGUGGGAGAAGCUGCCCAGCAAGUACGAGAAGCUGUUCCAGGACCUGCAGGACCUGUUCGACCCAUCCAGGAACAUGGCCAAGUACCGCAACGUCCUCAACAACCAGAACCUUCAGCCUCCCAUAAUCCCCCUCUUCCCCGUCAUCAAGAAGGACCUAACAUUCCUGCAUGAAGGCAAUGAUUCGAAAGUGGACGGUCUGGUGAACUUUGAGAAGCUGAGAAUGAUCGCCAAAGAGAUCCGGCACGUGGGGCGCAUGGCGUCCGUCAACAUGGACCCCGCCCUCAUGUUCAGAACCAGGAAGAAGAAGUGGAGGAGUCUUGGGUCUCUCAGCCAGGGCAGUGCCAACGCGGCCGUUCUGGACGUGGUGCAGACGGGCGCGCACAAGAAGCGCGUGAGGCGAAGCUCCUUCCUCAAUGCCAAGAAGCUGUACGAGGACGCACAGAUGGCCCGCAAGGUCAAGCAGUACCUGAGUGACCUGACGCUGGACACCAGCGAGGACAGCCUGCAGAUGCUGUCACAGCAGUGUGAGCCCUCCAGCAACACGCCCGUGCCUAAGAAUACCAGCGACCGGAAGAGGCCGGACACAUCGCCGCAGGUGGGCCGGGCCGCCAGCCAGCACAAGCAGCAGCAGAAAGCAGGUCAGGCCCUGCAGGUCCCUGCCGUGCCACUCCACCCGUCUCGCAAGAAAGUGCCCGUCAAGGACCUGCCGCCGUUCGGCACGAGUUCGCCUCAGUCCUUGAAGAAAAUCUUGUCCUUAUCGGAGGAAGCGAGUGAUCGGCACAGGAAGCAGACGGACGACACGGUGUCUAACGCCUCCCAGCUCUCCUCCCCACCCAUCUCUCCCCAGAGCUCCCCCAGGAAAGGUGGCUUUCAGCUGAAUUCACGGCUCUACAGGCAGUCUAAGCUUACAGGCUCCUCCUCUUCCCUGGGCAGUGACAUCAGUAGCAGGAAAAGCUAUGCUUUGGCCAAGAGCUUUAUCAUAGGUUACCCAGGAGCAGUGGACCACUUCUCGGACUCGGGGCACAGCGAGAUUUCGUCGCGCUCCAGCCUCGUCAGCAACUCGUCCUUCGACCUGGCGCAGGAGGACCGGAGGCAGCGCAACUCCAUCAGCGCCGCGGACGCCCACCUGGGCGGGGUCCGGACCGAGAGACGGGCCACGCUGGACCUGGAUCAGUACAGCCUGGGCUCCUACUCCUCCAUGCAGGAGGUGCGGAGCCUGUACGCGGGGGCCACGGUCCUCUCCUCCCCCAGCUCGGAGGAGCUGACCCAGGACCAGGGCGACCGCGCCUCCCUGGACGCCGCCGACAGCGGGCGGGGCAGCUGGACGUCGUGCUCCAGCGGUUCCCACGACAACAUCCAGACCAUGCAGCACCAGAGGAGCUGGGAGACGCUGGCCUUCGGGCACCCCCACUUCGACGGGCCGGGCGGGGAGGGCACGGGGCUGUGGGCCCCGGGCGGCGGGGACCAGCUGGGGCAGGCCCGGGGAAGCUGGGCCUCCUCCACCGUCUCCUGGGGGGAGGACACGGAGGGGGACACGGGGACCAUCAAGCGGAGGGGCGGGAAGGACGUGAGCGCGGACCCGGAGACCUGCAGCAUCACGUCCAGCGGCUCGGAGGACUCCAAGCAGCCCAGCCGGCCCUCACACAUCACCGUGUCCUGCAGCAACGCUAAAGGGCUCAUAUCGCGUAAAGACGGAAGGUUCCGGGAGCCCCCCCCCACCCCGCCGGGCUACACGGCCCUGACCAUGUCGGACUUCUCCGAGGCCCCCGCGCACUCGGGCCGGCGGCCGCCCGACUAUAACGUGGCGCUGCAGCGUUCGCGGAUGGUGGCGCACUCCUGCGACUCGCCCCUGCCCCCCCCGCAGGCCGGCCGGCCCCAGUGGAGCCGCUCCACCGACGCGGAGACACCCCCCCGGCUCCCCCACGCACCCCCCCAGGGGCCCCCGCCCGAGGACCAGGGUGAGUCCGCCUCUCCCAAACUUAUUCCCCUGAGGAAGGCAGUGGCCAAGUCCCCCAACAGCAACAAGCCUUGACUUACAGGCAAGGACAGAGGCAGACGACGAACAGGUGUCUGCCGUCUGAUAAGGAUGCCCCCUGCUGACUGUGUUUAGUAGCGGCUGAAGCAUUCUUCCACACACACACACACACACACACACACCGAAUUACUCCCCAUCCCCCUCACACUACCCCUUACAUAAAUAGACUGUACUGUGAAGAAGACCAGAAAAUAACUAAUUGAACUAAUAACACCUUGGCACUUUGGAGAACUCAAAGACACGGUGGUGAAAGAAUCACGGGCCUAACAGCUGUCCCACGCUCGCCACAAGCACCAUUCCAGCUAUCUUUCCUGUUUACACGCGCCAUCACAACCUGUCGACCUUCGACUGCACUUUUCAAUUUUCUAUUGUAAUAUUAACGGUAUUAACGAUACAAAAAAAACGCCUUUUGGGCUCUUAGCUUCCUCUAGGACUUUGUCGGACCGUGGAUAAAGACAAGCACAGAUUGCAGGAGGUCUCCGGGUCUUGUUGCGGUAUUAUAUCAUUAUCGUGCUUGUGGAGGAGAUACGGUCUCUAGUGGCCAUGAUGACAGUAUUAUUAUUACUAUUCAUUUUUCGUUUUUUUUUUAGGGUUUUUUUUUUACCUUUGCUCUUUUUAUCAUUGGAGGACUCUGUGGUGUUUUAAGUGAACUGGAUGGCUGUAUAUUGUCACACACUGGCUCGGAUAGAGGAGGACCAGUGUCCCAGCUAUAGUCCCUGCUGUUCGUUAUGUUGCGUUUUUGCAAAACUCGAUGAAGGAUCACAAAAUGGCCGCUGUGAUGGAUGGAGCAGCAUGUAUGAAGAAGGCUAACAUAUAGCAGUCUGUGGCUACUUCUACCCACUGAAAUGACUGAAAAUAAGGAUUCAUUUGGGUUGAGACUCUGGGGGGAUAGGGUAAAAAUCUGAAGUAGUACUGAAAAUAUGAAGAUUUUUUUCCCGUUUUCUUUAAUUCUUUUUUAUUAUUAUUCAUUUAGCGGAGCUGAUCAUAUUGAUCAGUAAGUUAAAAAAAUUGAUAGAUUUCAAGACAGUGAUUGCAGUGUUUUUUCACUGUGUUGUGUAACUUCAGUGCUUUAUUUAAUUUUUGCUUUCCUAAUAAGAAACCACGUUUUGAAUUGUGUUUUUUAUUUUCUUGUUGCGGGUUCAGUUGUCAAUUAUGCAUUUGUAAUUUAAAUGUAAUAUGCAUUAAUCGCUUCCAUUUGUAGUCCAUGGACAUAGUGUACGUAUGGUUUGGCAGAGUCCUACUUCUAAAACAAGUUGCACAGAAAUGUAUAAACAUACGGUAAGGUCAUUGUAGUGUAAACCUUCGGUUCAAUCUGUGACGUCAGGUGUAAAAUGUACAUUGGACUGGUGAAUUUCUCAUACUUUUGAUACUACUUGUACCUGUAUGUCUUUUAGAAAGACAAUCGGUGGAGUCGGUAUGCUUUUUUUUGUAUUUUUAAUACAAUAAUUGUAAAUCUGUUAUAUUUUUGUUGAAAUUGUAGAAAUGUACUAUGUUUAUGCCUCAGCGUCCAGUUUACCUAAAGCUGGGAAUGAAUAAAUAUGAAAAAACA
Messenger RNA from Conger conger (European conger), 7071 nucleotides. RefSeq names its product rap guanine nucleotide exchange factor 2-like. The transcript is spliced from 30 exons. Gene Ontology annotation, biological process: positive regulation of ERK1 and ERK2 cascade; small GTPase-mediated signal transduction. Lineage: Eukaryota; Metazoa; Chordata; Actinopteri; Anguilliformes; Congridae. The record is from RefSeq and is a predicted model, not a curated record. Gene Ontology annotation, molecular function: protein binding; guanyl-nucleotide exchange factor activity. The coding region runs from base 549 to 5519 and encodes 1656 amino acids.